GACAGGAGACCUGCCCCUCCCUGGUUCCACGUCUCAGCUCCCGCACACCUGGGGACAGAGGUGUCCUGGCCAGUCGGGGCAAUCAUCAAGGACUUUGCUGGGGUUGGCGCGGGCGCUGGGGUCCACCUGGGGGCAUCCGAGAGCCGUGGGUCCACCCACUAGGCCCCGCCUGGCGCGGCGGGCCGCCCCGCCCCUCCCGGCCAGCCCCAGCGGCCACUGCCCACUGCCCGCUGGCCCUUCCGCCUCAUUCGGCGGCGGCGCCACGGAGCUGGACGGGCCAUGGAGAGGACAGCGGGCAGGGAGCUCGCCCUGGCGCCGCUGCAGGACUGGGGCGAGGAGACCGAGGACGGCGCGGUGUACAGCGUCUCCCUGCGCCGGCAGCUCAGUCAGCGCUUGAGCCCGGGGGAGGGGCCUGGGGGCGGCCAGGUGAGGAAGGCGUGCGAGGGAGACGCAGGGAGCCCGCCGCGUGAGGGUGGGGCUGCGCGCAGAGGCCCCGGAGCCCGGACGGCUGAGCGCAGAGCUGGAGGGGGGGCCGGUGAGCUCGGGCCUCCAGGUGCAGUGGGGCUUGGAGGCGGCCAGCCCCGCACCGAGCUGGCCGACUCUUUCCUCCAUUACCGCACGAGCAAGGUGCGCGCGCUGCGGGCGGCGCGCCUGGAGCGGCUGGUCUGCGAGCUGGUGUCUGGAGACCGCGAGCAGGACCCGGGCUUCGUGCCGGCCUUCCUGGCCACCCACCGGGCUUUCGUGCCCACUGGCCGCGUGCUGCGCUUUCUGCUGCCGCCGCCGCCGCCGCCCCCACCUCCCGGGAUAGAAAUGAAGACACAGGGACAAGAUCUGUGCUUCAACAAGAACCUGAGAGCUGUGGUGUCCCUGCUGGGCUCCUGGCUGCGGGACCACCCCCAGGACUUCCGGGAACCCCCAGCCUACUCCAACCUGGGCAGUGUCCAGGUCUUUCUGAGCUGGGCAGCCCCAGGGAGUCCCGAGGCCCGGGAAGCAGAGAAGCUUCGAGAAGAUUUUUUGGAGGAAGCUGAGGGAAAGCAGGAGGAAGAGGAGCAGCCCCAGAGGUGGGCAGGUUCGGGACUCCCCAGCCCAGACCCCACGGAGGACAGCGGGGCCGGGGAGGAGGGGCUCGUGCCGGAAGGUCCUGACCUCCUGGACUUCAGCGUGGACGAGGUGGCCGAACAGCUGACCCUCAUAGAUGUGGACCUCUUCCAGCGCGUGCGGCCCUUCGAGUGCCUGGGCUCCGUGUGGUCGCAGCGGGACCGGCCGGGGGCGGCAGGCGUCGCCCCCACUGUGCGCGCCACCGUGGCGCAGUUCAACCUGGUGACCGGCUGCGUGUUGGGCUCGGUGCUCGGGGCGCCGGGCCUGGCUGCCCCGCAGAGGGCGCGGCGCAUUGAGAAGUGGAUCCGCAUCGCACAGCGCUGCCGGGAGCUGCGUGACUUCUCGGCGCUGCGGGCCAUCCUGUCGGCGCUGCAGUCCAACCCCAUCUACCGGCUCAAGCGCAGCUGGGGCGCGGUGAGCAGGGAGCCCUUGUCCACGUUCCGGAAGCUCUCGCAGAUCUUCUCGGACGAGAACAACCACAUCAGCUGCAGGGAGAUUCUCUCGCAGGAGGAGGCUGCGCAGGGGCCCCUGGAGGACCCGGACCCGGGCAGCCUGAGCUCGAAGCCGCCCCCAGGCCCCGUCCCCUACCUUGGCACCUUCCUUACCGACCUGCUCAUGCUGGACACGGCCCUGCCGGACACUGUGGAGGGGGAUCUUAUCAACUUUGAGAAGAGGAGAAAGGAGUGGGAGAUCCUGGCUCGCAUCCAGCAGCUACAGAGGCGCUGUCGGAGCCACAGCCUGAGCCCACGCCCGCCCGUCCUGGCCGCCCUGCGUGCGCAGCGCCAGCUCAGCGAGGAGCAGAGCUACCGGAUCUCCCGCGUCAUCGAGCCCCCGGCCGCCUCCUGCCCCAGCUCCCCGCGCGGCAGGCGCCGCAUCAGCCUCACCAAGCGUCUCAGCGCGAAGCUGUCCCGAGAGAAAAGCUCAUCGCCUGGUGGGAGUCCCGGGGACCCCUCCUCGCCCACUGCCAGUCGGUCACCAGGGUCCCCGCCAGCAAGCCCUGGAGUCAAGGACCCUCCUCCUGGCAGCCCCCCAGCCUCGCCAGGGCCCCAGGGUCCCAACACCAAGCCGCCCUGGAGCCCCGACCCGCCAGGCCCCCGCCCUCUGACCUUGGCCUUGAACCCGGGGCAGCAGCCGGGCUCGGAAUCCUGCGUCAUCCGCGUCAGCAUGGACAAUGACCACGGGAACCUGUACCGGAGCAUCUUGCUCACGAGCCAGGACAAAGCCCCCAGCGUGGUGCAGCGGGCCCUGCAGAAGCACAGCGCCCCCGAGGCCUGCACCGGUGACUACCAGCUCUUCCAAGUCCUCCCUGGGGACAAGGAGCUCCUGAUUCCGGACAAUGCCAAUGUCUUCUACGCCAUGAGUCCAGCCUCCCCCGGGGACUUCGUGCUGCGGCGGAGAGAGGCGGCCCGGCACGCACCGUCCCUCUCCCCAGCCUGAGCCGGCCCCGACCUGGCGCUUGUCACCGUGGAGCGGGGGUGGGGUGGGAGAGUUGGGGGCUUCUCCUGGAACCGCACUACCCACCCGCCCCUAGUAAGGCCGGUGCUUGUGCCGUCAGUCUGCCAACACUGCCCCCUAGCGGCUGCAGCCCCUGAAUCGCUGCUCUUAGCGCUGGGUCUUUAUCCCCGGAGGCGUCAGUCAGCCCCCAGGGUGGGUGCCGGGAGAGAGCGCACAGUCCCAGAAAUAGGGAAGGGGGCGUGGCUUCAGAGGUCCCCUGUUGGGGACCCCGAGUGGACGAGAGCAGGCACCACAGCUACGGAGCAGGAGCCCGGGCUGCUCGCUUCGCACCUGUGCGCCCAAGUUCAAGUUCAACAAAAAUGGGGGGGGGGGGCGAUGGGAGCCCUCGGAAGAUGAUUGGCUGAGUCACGGCCGGAUGCCAGAGAGGCCUGUCAGGAUUUCCUCCUCCCGGUUUUUCUGGAGUGAUAACAGCGUCUUUUUUGUUAUGUGUAUCAAAGUGCAAAUAAAUGGAAUUCCACCCAACGGAGAGAUGGGCGCCCACGAGUCCC
Molecule: messenger RNA, 3101 nt
Organism: Oryctolagus cuniculus (rabbit)
Lineage: Eukaryota; Metazoa; Chordata; Mammalia; Lagomorpha; Leporidae
Source: RefSeq, a predicted model, not a curated record